CUUGUAAGAGCAGCAAGUAGACGCGAUAACAAAUGACAGGAUGUAAAGGCACUGAAUAUACAUCGGAAGUUUCGCUUUGUUGUCCAAUAAUAUGAGAUGUCGCCUUGCUAAAUAUUUAAGGUCUAAAAUAGCAGUGUCAAUAAUAAUAACUGCCGUAUUUGGCCUUGUUAUCAAAGAAGCACUUUUUCCAGUCAGGGCUUUUUUGCUUAACAGUCAUUUUACAGAACAGAAGAAACCGCUGCGGAAAUAUGGAGAUAGUCAAAAUGCAUUGUCUUCACCAUCCCCUGAAAGCCAUAGGAAGCCCGUUUUCAUACCUGCAAGUUUCUUAAACAGUGAGGUACCGAAGAAUGAAAGCUAUUGCAACUUCAAUUACAAGUUUCCGGACGUUUGGAACAUGACAGAAUUGUUUCUCGAGGCAACACCACAGCUAGGAAACAAUGGACCUUACCGAGUAGUGUACAAUCUCAUAGAAGGCCGAUUUGAAGACAACACUGUAGGUGUGACAUAUUGUACACAUGCAACACCAGAAUUUCUUUACCACAUUGCUGAAAUAGUGAAUCGGUGGGACGGCCCAGUGAGUGUAGCCGUGUUCGCACCAGGCACAGAUUUGUUCGUAAGUUUGAGUGUUCUGUAUCACAUGUGCAGAUGCCUCCCCGAAAUGUCACGCGUGACAAUACAUUUGAUUGUACAUUACAAAUAUUUUCCCAUGGAAUCCCGUUAUUCAGUAGUUGGCAGUAAACUGCUCGAAGACCUAGAUUUUUCAAACUGUUCCGCCCCACUAAACUUACUGAAUGGAAGAUUUGAGACCUUUCGACAUCAGCAAAAGUUAACAUAUCCUGUAAAUACGGCCCGUAAUGUAGCGCGAAUUGCAGCAAAAACCACUCACGUAUUGGUGUCAGAUGUAGAACUCUUACCAAGCUCAAACUUGGUACCAGCUUUCUUGUCUAUGUUCAAGAAAUUUAAGCAGCAUUUCGAUAAUGUUAGCCCACAUGCAACAAAACCUGAACUUCAGUUGAAAAGGUAUGUGUUUGUGUUACCUGUAUUUGAAGUUGAAGCAACUGUGCUGAAAGUUCCUAGCACCAAGAAAGAACUUCUACAACUGUAUUCUGAGAACCGGGCUGUGUAUUUUCAUCGCUGGGUAUGCUUACACUGCCAGAGGUUCCCAGGUCUUCAGAAAUGGCUCCAGAAGAAAAGUGACAAUGAAGACACACCACUGAUACAGCCAUUCCUCAUCGUGCAUCGUGAAUAUCCAUAUCAUCGAUGGGAACCCAUCUACAUUGGAACCAACAGUGAACCGCUUUAUAGUGAGAUACUGACAUGGGAAGGUCAGCAAGACAAAAUGACUCAGAUGGCUGAAAUGUGCCUGAUGCAGUAUAACUUCGUAAUACUUGACGGUGCAUUCCUCGUACACACUCCAGGUGUGAAACAUCGUAAAGAUAUCAGUCCAAAUCAGACUUUAUGGAGAAGGCCAUAUGAGUGGGAAAAUAUGAAGCGCUACAGGAACAUUGCACAGACAUUGCUGCAAAAAUAUACAUCAAGGAGAAGCUGCAAAAUCUGAACUGUUCAUUUACUGAUUUUGCUAAAUGUAUCCAAAAUUUACACAGGAAUGUGAGUAGGAAGCUCAGCUGGAUAUGACAUAUGUGGUAUUGUUUUUCAUUCUUGAAAACACUAGUAUAUUUUUAUAAUCAAUAUUCUUCCAGUAUGAUUGAAAAUUCUGAAAACUUUUAGUGUUGGCUGUGAAACUUCAGUAAUUAUAUUCAUUUGUGUGGGUGUAAAUGGAAUAUAGUUGUGUUUUAGUCAUUUCAAAUCUUCCACAAUGUGUGAAGACAUUAAACAUCUCCAUACUAUAAACAGAUUUCACUGAUUAGAGAAAACUGUUGCAUUGGUGUGUCUAAUAGAUCUUUUAUUGUAAUUUAUUAACCACUUUUUAUUGUG
This is a messenger RNA of Schistocerca nitens (vagrant locust), 1935 nucleotides long. Its product is annotated as beta-1,4-glucuronyltransferase 1-like. Bases 92 to 1558 code for a protein of 488 amino acids. The transcript has 3 exons. Lineage: Eukaryota; Metazoa; Arthropoda; Insecta; Orthoptera; Acrididae. The record is from RefSeq and is a predicted model, not a curated record.